This is a messenger RNA of Pogonomyrmex barbatus (red harvester ant), 1088 nucleotides long. RefSeq names its product ribonuclease P/MRP subunit POP4 (gene Pop4). The record is from RefSeq and is a predicted model, not a curated record. Gene Ontology annotation, biological process: tRNA 5'-leader removal; rRNA processing. NCBI's taxonomy places the organism in Eukaryota, Metazoa, Arthropoda, Insecta, Hymenoptera, Formicidae. Gene Ontology annotation, molecular function: ribonuclease P RNA binding. Gene Ontology annotation, cellular component: ribonuclease MRP complex; ribonuclease P complex.
ACAUCGGUCCGAAAUGAUGGCGUUCUACAGAGUUUCCGAGAUCGAAUGACAGACAAAUUCAAUCGAUUACGCCACAUUGUUGUUAGCUAAUCGAGAACGAUUAAUCGACUGUAACAAUAUGGCGUGUUGUUAUGCGGAUAUUUUUUGUCACAUCAUCAUUUCGUAUCUUUUGAAAAUUUAAAACGUAGUUCUAGUUAUGGCAGAAUUCAGUUAUGUUUGUUAUUUAAUAGUGCAUUGAUAAUAUCAAAUGUGAAAGAUAUUCUUAUCAACAAACAUCGUAAUUUCAUAAAUUCAUAAACCAUGUCGGAUUGUGCGAAAUUGUGUAUACCACUUCCCAAAAGUCUGACUGGUCACAUUAAGAUCUGCGAGAAUACUCAGCAGUAUGUCAUUAAUUUCUUGCAAAACUUAUUGCCAUCGUCCGAUCAUAAAGCUAUUCAAGAUGAGUUACGAAAGACUUACAUAUUUAGCAAGUUCAAAGUAAAACAUAAGCAGAAAGUGGAAAGAAAAUUCUUUUCUGCCAGGAAGAGAUUGCAAUUUGGUUUGAGCAGAGUUGGCAACAAGAAUCAGAUGAAAUAUUCUGAUCUUCUACCCUUAAAUCGACUGUGGCUGCAAUACAUGCAACAAAUGCUUGGUGUUGAAUCAUUUAUGAACAUACCAAAAAAUUCUAAUGAUCCAUAUUGGGAAAAUAUAAAUCUACAAUUGAUGAAAGCUGAUUUUCAUGGUGCUAGAAUUUCAAUUAAUCAAUCAAAAUGCCCUAGUUUGAUAGGAGUUAGAGGAAUCGUUAUACAAGAUACAAAGAAUACCUUUAGGGUUUGUGGAACAGACAAUAUUAUUCGAACGAUACCAAAGGAUGUGGUCAAGAUUAAUAUUCAUCUGGACAAUGAUAUAAUACUAAAAGCAUUUGGAAGAGAACUCUGCAUAAGGCCUGCCGAACGAGCAGUUAAAAAAUUUAAGAAUAGUUCAAUUGUAGCACUGUGAUACAUAUUAUGAUAAGUAUUUAGCAUAAUAUACUCAACAUAAUUUUUUAAUAAAUUCAAAUAAAAAAUCUUAAUAAAGAAUAUUGUGAAGAAAAAAAAUAAAUAUGAUAA